This is a messenger RNA of Rosa rugosa (rugosa rose), 858 nucleotides long. Its product is annotated as protein LURP-one-related 11-like. Lineage: Eukaryota; Viridiplantae; Streptophyta; Magnoliopsida; Rosales; Rosaceae. The coding region runs from base 64 to 684 and encodes 206 amino acids. The record is from RefSeq and is a predicted model, not a curated record. The transcript has a single exon.
CUCUCACACCAAACUAAGCCUGUCUUCCCCAAAACCAAAGAGCUCUCUCAUCUCUGCUCUCAUAUGGCCAAGGUUCAUCCUCUCACAGUAGUACCCACUGAAGAUGCUUCUUCAAGUACUACUUCAUGUUCUAAUAAAUAUAUGACUUCAAAAAGAGAAACAUUCACAGUAUGGAUGAAAUCGCUUUUGAUGCAAGGAAAUGGAUGCACAGCCUUCAACGAAACUGGCGAGGUUGUGUAUCGCAUCGACAACUAUGACGACAAGCACAGCAAUGAAGUCUUCCUCAUGGAUCUCCGCGGCAAGGUUCUCUUCACUCUAUGUGAGCACAAAAUGGGAGUGUUUACGCGUUGGAAGGGCUACGCAGCCGAUGGGACAAAGCCAAUGUUUCGAGUAAGAAAGAGUUGCAGAUCAAUCUUCGGAAACGAAGAGUCAAGUUCAUACAAAGUAACCAUGGGAUCUGAUAGCAGUUUCUACAGUUUAAAAAGUUUGUCGGCCGGAAAAUCAGCAGCCUUCAGAAUAACAGACAGUAACGGAAGGGUUGUGGCGGAGGCGAAGCGAAAGCAAUCGUCUUCAGGAGUUGUGUUGGGAGAUGAUGUACUGAGUUUGGUAGUGGAGGCUGAUGUAGAUCACUCCUUUAUCAUGGCUCUUGUUACUGUCUAUGGCUUAAUCAAGCGUCAAAUAUGAGUACUUAGUGUGUAGCUCAAGCACAUAGAUACAUACUUCUAGCUAGCAAGUAGUGAAAUCAGAUUUUUUUUUUUUUGACCCAUUUUUGGGUUGUGAUUGAUAUGGCUCUCAAACUUUUUGUGGGAAUUAAACCCAUUCUGUAAGACUUUUGUGAUACAUAAUGAUAUCUCUUUU